UUUUUUUUCCUUUUUUUUUCUUCUUUUAAACCAAAAAAAAAAAGGGGGAGGAGAAAGAAAAGCAAUGAUAGAAAAUGAUAAUAUUAAAAUGAAGUUCCUCCAAGAAAAUCACUUGUAUGAAAAUUCUCAUUUUACUUUUAGAGCAGUUAUUUGUGGAUUAAUUAUUGGCAUAUUAAUGUGUUUCUCCAAUAUGUAUUUUGGUUUACAAACAGGCUGGAUAUCCAUGAUGUCAUUACAAUCUUCGUUAUUAGGUUUUGCUAUAUUUAAGCCAUUUCAACACUUGUUAAAACAUAAAUUUAGUCCUAUUGAAAAUGUUGUUUUGCAAACAACUGCUGUAGCUACUGCAACUAUGCCUUUAGCAGCAGGCUUUGUGGGCGUUAUACCUGCUAUGGAGUUAAUGACAAAAGAAGAUAACCCAACAGGUGCAGUCAUUUUAAAUGGUCGACAAUUAUUAUUAUGGUCUUUAGCAGUAGCAUUUUUUGGUGUAUUUUUCGCUAUUCCCUUAAGAAAACAGACAAUUAUUAGAGAAAGACUAAAAUUUCCUUCAGGUACAGCUACAGCACAGAUGAUAAGUUUACUUCAUCAUCAACAACAGCAACCGUCAUCAUCUAUUGCACCAAGAGUAGUAACUUUAAGAAAAAGAAAAAUUCAUAAUGUAGAACAACAGCCAUUAUUAUUAUUACCACAGCAGCAAUUACAGGAUUACAAUACAACUGAUAAUCAUCAACAUGAUUCAUCAUUCGAAUAUAGUUGGUCACUUAAACUAAAUGGUCUCAUUGCUUCCUUCAGUCUCUCUUCAGUUUAUACACUCUUAUCCUACUUUAUACCCAUUAUUAAUACUUUACCUAUUUUUAAUUAUCUUACAUUUGGAUUUGUCGAUAUGAGAGCAUGGGAAUGGUAUUUCACACCAAGUUUUAGUUAUAUGGGUCAGGGAAUCAUUAUGGGUCUACCGACAACUUUAUCUAUGUUGUUAGGUUGUAUAGUGGGAUGGGGCAUAUUAUCUCCUGUAGCUUAUUUUGCAGGAUGGGCACCUGGUCCCAUUCAUGAUUGGAAAACUGGAUCUAAAGGCUGGAUCUUGUGGAUUUCAUUAGGUGUCAUGAUUGCUGAAUCUUGUGUAUCUUUAUUAGUUGUAUUAGCAAGAACAGUAAUAAGGAUCAUGAUAACAAAAUAUGAGACUGACGAUAUUGGAUUAGAUGAUGUACCUCAAGAUCAACAAGUACCAAAAAUAGUAACCAUACUAGGUCUCUUUGUUUCUACUUUGUCUUGUAUUUAUCUUGUACGAAUUGUGUUUGGACCUGAUGUGUUAUCGGAGAGUAUGACACUAUUAGCCAUUCUUGUUGCUAUGUUUUUGAGUAUUCUAGGUGUUAGAGCAUUAGGUGAAACUGAUUUAAAUCCAGUGAGUGGUAUUGGUAAAAUUAGUCAAGUAUUUUUUGCAGCAGUAAUGCCUGGUGGUAUUUUAGCAAACUUGAUAGCAGGGGGAAUUGCCGAAGCAGGUGCGCAACAAGCAGGUGAUUUAAUGCAGGAUCUUAAAACAGGACAUUUGUUAGGUGCCUCCCCUAAAGCUCAAUUCUAUGGCCAGAUGAUUGGUUCCUUUGCAAGUGUCUUUGUAGCUACUGGUGCUUAUGCUUUAUAUAGAACAGUAUACACUAUUCCUGGCCCCGAGUUUCCUGUUCCUACUGCACAAGUCUGGCUUGAUAUGUCACGACUUGUCAACGGUCAUCCCUUACCUCCACAUGUUUCCGAGUUUGUCUUUGCCUUUGCUAUUCUCUUUACUAUCUUUGUCUUCAUUAAAGAGCUCUUUCAGGGACAACGAUGGACACGUUUUAUUCCUCAAGGUAUUGCAUUUGCAAUUGGCAUGUACAAUCCACCUAACUUCACAUUGGCACGUGUCCUUGGUGGUUUGAUUAUGUACUUUUGGACACAAUUUUGCGAACAAAGGCAAGAACCUUAUAUGUACGAUAAGCAUAAUAACAAAUUAAGGGCCUGGAUAGAGCCUUAUAGAGUUGUAGGUGGUAAAGUCUUUAUCAUCAUUAUUGCCAGUGGAUUUGUGCUAGGUGAAGGCACAUUUGCCAUCGUAAAUAUGAUGAUGCGUGCUUUAAACGUACCUCACUUGUAAAAAGAAAGAAAGAAAGAAAGAAAAAAAAACCCCUACCCUACCCUCUAUCUCAUUUAUUUAUUCCCUCUCUUUAUUUUCUGUAUAAUA
Molecule: messenger RNA, 2203 nt
Organism: Cokeromyces recurvatus
Lineage: Eukaryota; Fungi; Mucoromycota; Mucoromycetes; Mucorales; Mucoraceae
Product: OPT oligopeptide transporter protein-domain-containing protein
Exons: 6
Coding region: 65-2116 (683 amino acids)
Cellular component (GO): fungal-type vacuole membrane
Molecular function (GO): oligopeptide transmembrane transporter activity
Source: RefSeq, a predicted model, not a curated record